Molecule: messenger RNA, 3601 nt
Organism: Monopterus albus (swamp eel)
Lineage: Eukaryota; Metazoa; Chordata; Actinopteri; Synbranchiformes; Synbranchidae
Gene: nfkb1
Product: nuclear factor of kappa light polypeptide gene enhancer in B-cells 1
Biological process (GO): signal transduction; regulation of DNA-templated transcription
Cellular component (GO): cytoplasm; NF-kappaB p50/p65 complex
Molecular function (GO): RNA polymerase II cis-regulatory region sequence-specific DNA binding; protein binding; DNA-binding transcription factor activity, RNA polymerase II-specific
Source: RefSeq, a predicted model, not a curated record
GACAGGCAACGUAACACCAAACUCUAUGACACCAUGGCUGGAGACGACCACUACCUUCAUACUACAAGCCAGUUUCUUCCUGACAAUAUAAUGGAUACAAUGUGGGAGUUUCCAAACUUCCCUGCAAUGCCUCAGACCAUGUCUCUGAGGACAGCGGACGGACCCUUCCUGCAGAUCCUGGAGCAGCCCAAGCAGCGUGGAUUCAGGUUCCGGUAUGGCUGUGAAGGUCCGUCUCACGGUGGGCUGCCAGGAGCCUCUAGCGAGAAGAACAGGAAAACCUAUCCCACCAUCAAGAUCUGUAACUACCAGGGCCCGGCCAGGGUGGUGGUCCAGCUGGUGACAGCACUGACCCCCCAGCCUCAGCUUCAUGCUCACAGUCUGGUGGGAAAACAGUGUGACAAAGGGAUCUGUGUCGCAGACCUGCAGCCUAAAGACUCCAGCAUCAGCUUUCCUAACCUGGGGAUCCUCCAUGUGACAAAGAAGAACGUGGCCAAGACUCUGGAGGAGAGGAUGGUGGAGGCCUUCAGGCUGGGAUACAACUGUGGAGUCUGCAUCAACCCUGAGAUCGACGCCCUGCAGGGGGAGGUCCGCAUCCCCCGAGACCUCAGCGAUCACCAACGCAGUGGGAUCAGCAGUGCAGCGUCUCUGCAGGCUAAAGAAAUGGACCUCAGUGUGGUUCGGCUCAUGUUCACGGCCUUCCUCCCCGACAGCGACGGAGGGUUCUCCAGACGACUCGAGCCCGUCGUGUCCGAACCAAUCUAUGACAGCAAGGCUCCGAAUGCUUCCAACCUGAAGAUUGUCAGGAUGGAUCGAACCGCCGGCUGUGUGACUGGAGGAGAGGAGGUCUAUCUGCUCUGCGACAAAGUCCAGAAAGAUGACAUCCAGGUUCGCUUCUAUGAAGAGGACGACUCAGGGGUGGCCUGGGAGGCUCUGGGAGAUUUCUCCCCCACGGACGUGCACAGGCAGUUUGCCAUCGUCUUCAAGACUCCGAAGUAUCGAGACCUGAACCUGCAGAAGCCGACUUCGGUGUUUGUCCAGCUGAAGAGGAGAUCUGACAACGAGACCAGCGAGCCCAAACCCUUCACCUACCACCCUCAGAUCAUAGAUAAAGAGGAGGUGCAGAGGAAGAGGCAGAAGACACUGCCCAACUUCCAGGACUUCAGCAGUCACGGGCGAGGAGGAGGGGGUCUGUACCGAGGAGGAGGAGGAGGAGGAGGUCCAGCUGCAGCCGGUGGCCCCGGCUCUGCAGGAGGAGGAGGAGGAGGUUACUUCCAGGGUUUUACUGCCUAUAACUAUGGAGGAGGAGGUGGGGGAGGAGGGUUCUCUACAGGAUACUCACCUGGCCUGGGAGGAGGAGGCAUCAAGCAUGCCUCUCAGGGCGGCGCAGCAGAUGACGGCGGUGACUAUGGUGAUCCAGAUGAUGGCUCGGGGUCAGGGACAGUGCUGCGAGCUCCAGCACAGACGGAAGGCCUGGAUUUCGGGGAGAGUGCUGAGCAGGGAGGGGCCAGUGUGGCGCCAGAACCAGACGCAGAUGAGCGGCUGGUGCAGGUGACCAGCAGACAGGUGGAGGCUCUGUUUCAGUACUCUGUCACAGGAGAUUCGGCGUACCUGCUGGCUCCGCAGUGCCCCCUGAUGACCCGCAGGAUGAGGACGGAGACACUGGGCUCCAUCUCGCAGUUCUCCACGGCCAGCAGGGCACUGAAGAGUCUGACUCAGGUGGCGUGUGCUCUGGCUGGAGAGGAGGUGCUUGACAUGAGGAACCACCUCUACCAGACUCCUUUGCACCUGGCGGUGAUCACCCAGCAGAAGGAGGCAGUGGAGGCACUGCUUUUGGCUGGCGCUGACCCAACUCUGACAGAUCGCCAUGGCAACACAGUGCUCCACCUGGCCUCCCAGCAGGAAGGGGAAGGCAUGGUCCAGUUGUUACUACAACACAGAGAGCUGAGAGGGCUGGUGGAGCAGGCCAACACAGCAGGUAUGUGUGCGAUCCACGAGGCAGUUCUGGCCAAUCGGCUGUCUUCUCUCAGGAAGCUACUGGAGGGCGGGGCUAACGUGGAGGCUCAGGAGCGCAGCUGUGGACGGACCGCCCUCCACCUUGCCACUGAGACCGACAACGUGUCGCUGGCCGGCUGCCUGCUACUAGAGGGAAAUGCCAAGGUGGACUGCUGCACCUUUAACGGCUCCACCCCACUCCACAUCGCUGCAGGGAGGGGCUCUGUCAAGCUAACAGCGCUGCUCAUGGCUGCAGGUGCAGACCCUCAUAAGGAGAACUUUGAGCCCCUCUUCUUCAGAGAGCAGUGCUGUGGUGAUGAUGAGGAGGACGAAGAUGAAGGCUACAUACCAGGAACAGCUCCACUCAACAUAGCCUCCACCAAUCAGGUGUUGGAGCUGCUGCACGGUAAAGAAUAUGAGCCACAGCCUCCUCCCAGAGCAUUCAGCCCUCCACAGGGUGACCUGGUGAGCCUGGACGUGCAGGUGAAGCAGCAGCUGUGUCAUGCUCUGGAGAGUGAAGGAUGCUGGGAGAAUCUGGCUCACAGUCUGGGUCUUGGGAUUCUCAACACAGCGUUCAGGCUGAGCCCCUCCCCCGCCAAAACACUGCUAGACAGCUACGAGGUUUCAGGUGGGACAGUCAAGGACCUACUGGCUGGUCUCAGGUUAGGCGGCAAGUGUAGCGCACUGAGCAUCCUGGAGGAGGCGCUGAGCCCCUCUGACAUCGAGGAAACCCCGAACGAGACAACCGGCGAGUAUCUGUGUGCUCAGGUUCAAGAUCUCAAGUGGAUGUUCGGCUCGACAGUGGGAUGUGCGACAGCGGGGUGGAGCUUUCCACAGUGUAACCAGUCUGAUUGGUCCGUCUCCAGCUGGUGUUAUGGUGGGGGGGGACGACUCCUCCUUCAGGACAGUUUUCAGGGCUCAGUUUUUAUUCAAACAUGUGAAACAAUUUCAUUUACAUUAAGUGAUGAACUAGGAAACGACAACCAUGAAUGAUGCUUGACCUUUUCACCCACACUACGCUCCAACAGCUCAACCAAGGAAUGUAGAUCUGGUUUUGUUCCUUGUACUGUGGAAACAAACGUCACUGUCAGUUUAAAGGAAUAAUUCACCCAAAAAUACAUUUUGCUCCAUCACCUCUGAACACAAGUAGAGAGUCCCUCAAACAUCACAUGGAUAAUCAUGCAUCAGCUGGACUUGAAGAUUCUGGGUCCUGAUGAAGCUUUGACGCUGCCUGCAGGUUUGUCUGUUGUGUAGCAGGGCACAGGUGCUAUUAUUGUGGAUUGUAAAGAAGAGAAACGGCCUUAAAGCCUCAGUGCAGAUGUUUUCAUAUGAGCCUCGUGCAGGACAUGAACAUCUGAAAACAUGGAACUGUCUUUUAAAUGUGCUGAUUUUAUGAGUAACUUUGUUUAAUUAUUUUUUUAAGUUGUAUUUGCUUACUUUUUACAUUUACUUUUUCUGUUUUAAAAUUAAUCUGACUUGGACUGAAACAAUGACUCAAGGCAUUGUGGCAAAUGUAGUCAAGUUGUGAGGAGUUCCUGCUGCUUUGUGCAGCACAUAUUUAUAUCUCCACACUCCACUGUACAGUUCAUCAUGAACUUAGUUUUUUUUU